Messenger RNA from Lottia gigantea (owl limpet), 330 nucleotides. RefSeq lists its product as hypothetical. The transcript is spliced from 4 exons. Lineage: Eukaryota; Metazoa; Mollusca; Gastropoda; Lottiidae. The record is from RefSeq and is a predicted model, not a curated record. The coding region runs from base 1 to 330 and encodes 109 amino acids.
AUGACUUCGCUUCAAGAUCAAGGUGCUUACUUCGGUGUAGAUGAUUUCUAUGACUGCCACUGUGUAAAUGAUGAACAGUGUGAGAAAAUAACUGGAAGUUGUAUUAAUGGUUGUUCAGAGAAAUAUUCUGGACCUUCAUGUCAAAAACAAUGUAAUGUUGGUACAUAUGGAUCAGAUUGUUCGAAUUUCUGCUAUUGUUUACACAAUGUUGGAUGCUCAGAUGAUGGAGUUUGUCCUAGUGGGUGUCUUAAUGGAUGGCAAGGACCCCAUUGUAAUAUUGGGCAAAUUUGUAAAGAGGCCUUAGACCAAAUUUUUCGCCAUUGUUUUUAA